Molecule: messenger RNA, 7770 nt
Organism: Lichtheimia ornata
Lineage: Eukaryota; Fungi; Mucoromycota; Mucoromycetes; Mucorales; Lichtheimiaceae
Exons: 4
Coding region: 1-7770 (2589 amino acids)
Source: RefSeq, a predicted model, not a curated record
AUGACCAGUCGCAAUGUGCGCUCGUCGUCGUCUUCGUCUCUUACGCAGCAACGCGAAUUCACGGAUGGUUCAUCGCAACAACAACACCACCACCACAAUACAACACCACCACCACCACCUUUGCACCACAACAACAGCCAACAAAAGCAAUCCGGCAAUCCGGUGACGUCCAUGGCGACUGCGACGACGACAACUACAAUGCUCUUCGACCUUGUUAAUGUCCAUGGCAGAAUCACACUCGACAAUGUGUAUCAAAACGGGCUGCAUGCACUUAAACGACUUGAGAUCCGCAACCUGACCGAUCAACGUAUCCUUGUCAAGAUGCGAUCGAAUCUACGGCACCAGAUUGCCUUCCAGCUGAAUAAUGAGAAUAUCAACAGUGUCCCAGACCACGUCCUUGAAGGGAUAGCAACCAACACAGUGGAUUGGUCUCAUACGAGUGCGGAUACGUUCCAUUUCAAUCAGCUUUUCAACUAUGUCAACCAUAUCGAUCAAUUGGAACUGGAACCCCAUCAGACAUUGCCCUUGAUAUUGGCGUUUCUACCAGAGAGCCGACAUUUGAAUCGAUCUGGCAGCAGCAGUGGAGGAGGCGGUGGAGGAGGUGGCAGUGGCAGUGGCAGCGGCAGCGGCAGCGGUGGUGGUGCUGCUAAUGGUGGAAGUGGAGGAGACGAGGACACAGAGACAAAUGAAGCUGUAUCACCCACUGGAUUCACUAUACCAGAUCCAGCCGACGAAGACAACAUGUACGAGACCUUCAACGUCACUGGCAGCUUGUUCUUUUUUGGUUAUUAUCUUCAAACGGAUCAUGAUUCAUCAUCAUCAUCAUCAUCAACAGCAGCAGCGUCAACGACCUUGAUUGAGCAUAAUCAGCAGGAUGCUAUGGUGACGACGACAUUGGCAGAUUAUCAAUCAUCCAUCAAAUUUCGAGCGAGCGUAUGUCGAUCAGUAAUGUGGACCGAUGUUGUCGAGACAGGACUCAACUUUGAAGAUUGCAUGCUUGGACAAGAAUAUCACAAGGAUUUCACGAUUCAAAACAAUUCGGAUAUUGAUUUAUAUUGGCUACUCAAUACGGUCGACCUUUCCAAUCUGAAUCGUGAGGAAUGGCUAAGGUUCUCUGAUGCUGAAACGGGAAAGCCUUUAUCGAAUGGUGACGAUCAACCCGCCAUCCCUGGUCAUUCACAUCGACGUAUUCGCCUCACGUUCAUGCCCAAAGAAGUUGGCGAGUUCAGCUAUGAUUUACAAAUCGAGAAUGCCAAUGACGCUCGUAACGUGGUACAAACCAAAGUCCAUGCGGUCGUACGAUCCGUGCUACGUGAAGAAUCACUCGUCAUUAGCAGUGGAAAUAGCCUUGAUUUUGCUGAUUGCGUCUCUGGUCAGUGGACAAGUCGUCAAAUUGUUCUCAAUAAUGUGGGCGAGUCAUCUGUUGAGGUGCGCUUUAUUCCCGAAAGUGCCGACAUGGUCUUUGAUAUCAAAGCCGCUCUGGAUCAGGAUAAUAAUAGCAAUAGCAAACCCAGCAGACCGGCUUUGGAACGUGCAUCGACUUCAGGUUUAUCAGUAACACCAACAACAACAAUGACGGCAACGAGCGAAGUAUCAGCACAUACAGCGAGUGAAGUGAGCUCAAGAGCAUCAUCACCAGCAUCAUCAUCCAUGGCACAUCUAUCCAGAGCAGCGGAACACAAUGGAGGAUCACAAUCACCCUCAUCACAAGAUUCUUAUCGUACGGCCGGUGCACGAAUACAGACGCCAUCUCUUAGAUCAUUACCAGGUGACUCUGAUCAGGUGGCAGUAUCAAGGAUAAUGGAGGAUGGUGAUGGUACAUCGACUACGACGACUCCCAAUGAUCGACCUUCAACACCUGGUGCAUCAUCAGCAUUGACAUCAGCUGGCAGCUAUACACGCAUUGAGGAUCUUGUAUUACGACCUGGCAAAGAACGAGUGAUUCAAGUAUCUUAUCGACCCAAGAAGGAUGCAUCUAUCAAUGAUUUCAAUGCUGGCCAAUUGAUUCGACGUAAUUUCAGAAUUGUGCUUGAAUAUGGAACCUAUCGCAGUGCAGAGCCAAAGGAGCGUAAAGUGAUCCAAUGCCGUGCGCGUACUUGUACUUCUUUUGUGGAGGUCAUUCCCAAGGAGAUCAAUUUUGGUGACACAGAUGUUGGCACCUUGAAAUCACUGCCGAUCAAUAUCUUUAAUCGAGCCGACAUUGUUGCACGAGUGGAACUACAAUUCUCAUCCAAGGUGCUCAAUUGUCUACGUGGAGAAAUCGUCAUUCAACCUCGCAGCUAUGUGGAACUCAAAUUGGAUUUAUACCCUCGUAAAGUCAAUCCAGAGUAUCGCAAACAAAUCACGCUUGUCAACUAUCUCAAUCGGGACAAUGAUCAGAUUAUCGGUGUGCGAAGUACCAACAUUGACAAGAACAGAGUCACUUUUCAUUCACUCUUUUAUCGCAUCCUCACCACCACCGGUGCCAACUUUUUGGACUUUGGAUCCACCGUUCUCAAUUCACCAGCCAUUCGCACAUUCACAGUGGAAAACAUUCGCAGCGCCCCUUUACGUCUUGAAGUCACCACCUCAUUACCAGAUGAUAUCCUUGUCUAUACCAAGAAACGUCGUUCAGAUCGAGAUGAGCAAACAUCAUUGCCUGAAAAGAGAAAAAGUCCUGCUCCUAGGAAAAAGAGUCCAGAGACCUUGUCUCGAAAACAUGCACAAAAGGAUGUGAUACAAAGCUCACGUGCCACCGGCAAGACACUGUCCCUUGGUGAUAAAAUGACAUUUUCUCCCAUGCAUCGAUUACGACAUUCACCUGUAUCCAACGCUGAUGCACGAUCCACCGCCUAUCUCGAUUUAGCGACAUCCAGACACAAUGUACCUUCACGAAGGAAGCAUGUCGUCUUUCAGCAUCCCAACAAAAAUGCGCUUGUUCAGGCACCACAUCAUAUGAAGAGGAGUCCAAGUGGCAGUGCAAAUGCUAGUCCUGUGGAACGACAACGGCCUGAUGAAAGUGCGAGAACGAACAACAAAAAGUCACCACCUGAUGGAUCACCCUCCUCACAAAGUGAUAGCAAAAAGCCGAAUCGAUCAUUAGGCAUUACAGCAGCACGUUACAAGUCGCGUAAGAACUUGGAUUGGUCUGAUAUUGCUGGCAAAUCACGUGUGCCAUUUGAAGAUUUGAUAUCCGUAUUGGAACAUGGGUCCAAAGCGCCGACACCUUUGUUUCCCAAGCAGUCAGCUGAGGAACGUUUUGUACGACAACAACUAGCAUGGCGUCGUGAGUUGGAUCGAUUGAUUGAAAAGGGUGAUCUUGUACGCACACAAUUUGUGGAUGUGCUUCCACAUGCCGAAGAAGAAGUGGUGAUUGUGUAUACGCCCAAUGGCAGCAACAAACCGCAUAUUCAAAGUGCACCCAAGAAACAAGAUGGCCGUAUCUUUUUACGUCUUGUGGACUUUGAUCGCAACAUUGAGCAACCCGAGUUCCAGAGUCUGCUGUAUGGUGAUCAAUCCCUGAUUCCAGUACGUGAAGUUAUUCUUCGUGCUCAAUUGUGUCGUUCGAUCAUGGAUCUUGGUCAAAAGAAUAUCAAUUUCGGCCUUGUGGAGCGUAACGAGCGUCAUGCGAAAUCGAUUGUGCUGCAUAAUCGGAGCGAGACCCCUUUGUUGUAUGCCAUCCGUAAAUCAGGUUCGAUUGCAUCAGGCGAUAUCAUUCUUGGUGCUGGUCGAUAUGGUGUUGUUCGGGCAUUUGGCAAACGUGAGAUUGAUUUUGUCUUUGAACCUACCUUGGCGGGUCCCUUUGUUGAGCGUUUGGUGGUCGAGAAUAUCCGUGAUCGUACCAAUGAUCGUGUACUCUUGCUCAAGGCCCUUGUGCGUAAGCCAUCUACAUUUUUCAUCAAGUCAUUGGAGCUGGCGUUUGGUCCUUGUCUUGUCGAUCAAACAUGUACGCGUGUGGAAACGAUCGUGUUCACCAAUACCAACAAACAAAGUCGAUUGUUUGAAAUUCGAGUGGAUCCCAAUGAUGCCAAUUUUGGAGAAUACUAUGGCGAGUUUGACUUUGUGGUGGAGGAUGAUGAUUCCAACAAGGCCCUAUCCAAAGAAGCUGAGGAGGAGAUUGAGAAUUUGGAACAAAAGCUCAAGAUUGCCAAACGUAAAGGUCAACCUGAUAAGGUGAAAAAGUACCUAAAGAAGCUCGCCAAAUUACGCAAUGUCGAUAUCAAAGAGGAUGAGGAUCAGCCACCUGUUAUCGAGUCAAGUCAAGGAGAUGAAUCUUCUUCACCAUCACAACAACAGCAACAACAACAAGCCAAUGGAGCAGAGGAUGGGUCAAAGGCUACAGAGGAUAAGAUCAAUGGCAAUGGUGCAGCUGCAGCUGCAGCAGGAGAGGAAGGGGUCAAAGAGAGCAACAUUUACAAAAAGACACCUGAAAGUGUUGUUUUCCCAUUGGAUCCAAAUGCGACAAAGACCAUCUCGGUGUAUUUCAAAGCAGUGGCUCGACCAGUACAAGCAGGCAUCGUUUCUAUCGAACGUCAGCAACCUAUCAAGGGACAAAUACUUGCUCAUGAAUACAAGAAUACGGAUGCUUGCAAAAAGAUUGAUUACACUGCUGUGUUAUGCAAGGAUCUUGAGGCAUACAAUGAAGCACUUGAGCAUGAAUCACGAGACACCACCACCAACUCCGCCAAGAUGAAAGAAUCGAGAACCGAGUCUCAUCAUCCACCACCACAACCAGCAUCAUCAUCAUCGGCAGCGGCAGCAACAGCAACAACCCCAUCAGAACCAAAUGGUGAUACAGCAGCAGCUCUACCUGAUGUGGAUGAACAACCUGAACCAUUGAAAUUGGAAAGGUCGUAUUUUGAUGGUGGGCGUGUGGAAGUGAAUCAAAAGUCGACAUUUUAUGUACGCGUAUCGAAUGAAUCGGACGAACCUGUGGAUUAUGAAGUAUUGCUUCCUCCAGAAGAAAAGGAGUUCUUUUCGUGCCCGCAAACAGCUGAACCUUUGGCUCCUCGUGAGACUCGCAAGUUGAUGUUUGAGAUAUUGCCUACCAAAGUUGGAAAGCAGCAGCAUACAUUCAAUCUUUACAAUCGACGUACCGAUGUAUCUCAGACCUUUACGUUACAAUGCUUGGUGCACUACAAGGCCUAUUUGUCAUUUCCUUCCCUUUCAGAAGAUAAUCAGGGUGAAUUGGAUCUUGGCUUUUCAUACGUGGAUCCUGGCAGCAAGUAUUCUCAAGUGACACCAUUGCUUGUGGAAAACAUUUCAGGCCAAGAUCUCUAUAUUUCAUCGCAAAGCAAUCUUUCUCAUCAAGUGCUGAUCUUUGUUGACGAAACGGGCGAGCGUGGUUUGGUGGAUAUGAUGCCAUUCAAAGCUGGAAGCAUGACAACGGUGUGGGUGGCCGUGCAGCCCAAUCUGUUGACAGGCUAUUUGGGAUCUUCGGGUGACGAAUGUCGAGAACUUGUGGGUGGUAUCAAGUUUUCAAUUUACACGCAGCAAGCACAGGAUGAAGAGGAAGAAGAAAUGACCAAAGAAGAAACGACCACGACCACCAGUGAAGAAGGAUCGGAUAACAGUAUGGUGCUGAUGCUCACACAAACAGUCAAAUUUGUUUCCAUUAUCGGUCAAUCGCAUUUGGAGGUGUCACACCGCAUGAUCAAUCUUGGAUACACCGACAAAUUGAAUGAGGAGUUUUAUGGGUCAUUCACUAUCAAGAACAAAUCGGGCCAGUUGCCUUUGGAUUAUGAAGUCGAGUGUCCAAGCGGCAACAUAUUAUUGGAUCGACGUGGUGGCACACUUAAUGGGUGGCGUGGAUCCAUUGCAAAAGCAUCGAGGCGACCUUCUUUGGAUUACUAUGGCAAGAACAAGGAGGAGGAUGAGGAAGAAGGGAAUGUUCAAGUACAGCGACGUGAUUCGAAUGAUAUCGUACCAGCCAUGUCUGCUGCCCAGAUCACGUUCCGUAUUUGCGCUUAUCGAUACGGCUUGCUCAGCGAAAAAUUGGUUGUUACAAACAAACACAAUAGCCAGGAAGUGUUUGAAAUCGAGGUGCGAUUCUUUGUCAACCACAAAAAGCUGGGCUUGUGGAACAAGGGUGGUGCGCAGUUGAUGCUCCAACAUACCGAGGAUCAUGAACACGUGGAUCAUCGUGAAGCCGACCCCUUGCCUGUUGUCGAAUGGGAGAGCAUUUAUGUAUCACCAGCAGCACAUCAGCAAGAAGCUCGUAAUAAUGCACCUGUAUUGCAAGUGAUUGGAUUACCUGAUAAUGACGAAGCAAGGUUACAUGUUCGAGAGCUCGAGGUGGCCAAUACGUCCAACGAGGCAAUGCAAUUGAUCGCCAUGAGUGACAUUGAUAUUACCGCUGGAUGGGUUGCUGAUGAGGACCAGGUCAAGACAGCUUAUGUUGCCAAGGACAAGGAUACAGCCUAUUUACAACGUAGUGGCCAAUUGGUGCUUGAUCCAGGUCAACGUGUGGGAAUACGAUUACAAUGCCCGUCAGCUGAAAAAUUGAGUGAGCAGGAUCGUAUUCGUGCAUCUCAAGGCAAAAGUGGUGUUCUCAAGGGCAUGUUUAUCUUGUAUGAUAUGCGUGAACAAGUUGAAGUGAUGGCCAUGGAGUUACGUGCUGUCUUUUGCGUGUCGUUGGGUGAAUUGGUAGUGGAUCGCAUUGACUUGGGCCAAAUGGGUCACACAGCAUCAUGGAAACCUGUCAACUUUAAUUUUACGGUGCGUAAUCUAGCCGAUGUCCCACUCAAUUACGAGGUGCAACGACCUGAAUUCAUGAGCUUUUCACCUUUGAAUGCAACCGUCCCUGCUGGUAAGAACUUGGUUGUGGCUGGUAUAUUGGAUCCUCGACAAUUGCAUGAUCAAAGUUCUGGACAACGAAGAUUUGAUGUUCGCAUUGCCAAUCAUUACAACCGCAACAACACGAUGCAUUUGCGACUCAAAGCGUUCAUGACGGUGUUUGAGCUAUGCUUUGAACGACUCAAUGAUGACGUUUUGGAAUUACCGGCAUUGUAUCAUCCCAUGUCAGCCAACAAUAUCCCCUGCGACAAUUGGUUUGUGAUCCAUAAUACGACCGAUGACGAUAUCCGAUUCGAGAUUGGAGCUGAUAUUGCGCCUGAUUUGGCCGAGUUUUUCAACUUGGAUGUGUUGUCACGGUAUACCAAUACACCACUCAAAGGAGGCAUUGCUAUCAGCCCUCAAGGUCAAAUGGAAGUGCGUGUUCGUGCCACACCCAAUGAAUGCUCAAGGUUACCAAAAAAUCGACCCGAUUUGCUCAACCCGGAAGGUAUCACACUUGCCGAAUUGUGGGUGACAACCCGACCUAUCAAUGCUGAGGAAGAUCGUAAAUUACGUGAGACCAUCCCUGUUCAUUCCGUAUUGGUUGAAACGCCUACAUUUUCACUUGUUGAACGACGACUUGAUUUUGAAUUGGUUACGUAUUAUCAAGAGGAGGACAAGAAUGAGGAGGAUGGUGUUAUGGAUGCUAUUUGUCGACCUGAAUCAUGUCCAUUUACCAUCAUCAAUCAUGCCACCAAGCUUCCAUUGAGGUUCAAGGUUAUUGUUGAAGGUCCUGACGCUUUCCCUGCUUACCAUAUGGUUGAUAUCACACCGCUCGCACAAGAUGGUACCGGCAUCGUGGAGCCCGAUAGCACACUCACACUGAAUGUUCGCAUUGCAAACCCCAAGGAUUGUAUACCAGGCCAAAUACGUAUCUAUGUCGAAGAUCUCGACGCGGUGGGACAGAUCCGACAGACCGCCUCCAUGUUUGUAAAAGAAACCGUCUGGGAUUUGUAA